CUCGAGUCCGCCUUCACUACUGCCUUUAUCAUGGCACUCCGUCCAGAUGGCCGCGGUGUCGAGAUCUGUCAUCUCAAAGGGCGGGAAUACGACCCCCUCGGCCAGUGUCGUAUGUAUUGAGAGUGCAUCUCGUCGGCUCGCUCUCCCCAUCUUGUCAAGCCUUGUCCUUCUCUCGUCAUUGCUCCUUUAGCACUACAAGGAUGCCUUCACUCGUUCAGGCUUUCGUAUGUCUUCUUGCCUUCACGUCGUUCGCCCUGGGCGCACCCGCGAAUGAGGAUUCUUGGCCAACCACCAGAUGCUACACGUCGAGAGUGUCGACCCCAGGCGCCCUACAGUACACCAAGUGGGGCACGGUGUACACCUACACGAAAUCCAGCACGUCGACUGUCACUAAAACUCACAAAGCACGGUACACGACCACGGAGACUUCCACAACAACGGUUACCGAGACCGCCACAUUGCCUUUGCAGACGGCCACUUCUACCUCGACCACAAUUUACACUAGCAUAACUAGCAUCACAUCGACGACAACCAUCCCGACUACGGUGACCACCGCGGUCCAAGCUCCAUUCCUCGCUGUCCAGGACAGUCUCACCGGCGCGACGUACAACCCAGACGCUACCUAUCAGGCAAAGCGAAAGCGAGAUGUUGCCCUCCACGCGAGACACCACUGGCCUCACCAAGGCUUCCCAGGUCCCCGGCAGUGCUGGCAUUACACGUGUACCACUACCACUGUGACCUCCACCUACACUAAGACCCAGCGUCCGCAGACCAGUACGGUCACACAGACCUCCACAUCGACAUUCACAAGCACGCCCGGUGCGACCACAACAAUCACAGUAGUCGCAUCAAGCACAACCACUGAGACCUCCACCGUCGUCGCUACAACCAACCCCGCGACCACCGUUACAAUCGCUACUAGCAUCUCUCCCGCCGAUGCCUGCGCAACCAACAACUUCGCAAACUACUACAACGGGAACGGACUGGAUGGAUACCAUAACAGCGUAAGCAACUUCAAUACCGAUGUGGAUACAACUGCGGGCUCGGCUGCCGACUGUUGCAUGGCAGCCAUCAUGAAUCCCGAGGGACAAUUCUGGUUCUUCGCACCCCCUUCUGGAACUUGUUCCAUCACCGUGGGGAACACAUGCACUGCUGGACAACAGAGCAACAAUGCUCAGGCGAUUACUGUGCCUGCUGGAACAGAUACAGCCGCAAUCAUUGGCAAUGCGCUAUGCGGUGCGAUAGCUGGUCAGUAUGUUGCGUGAUGGACACGACUUCGGAUGGUAG
Neohortaea acidophila is the source of this 1287-nucleotide messenger RNA. RefSeq lists its product as uncharacterized. The record is from RefSeq and is a predicted model, not a curated record. Bases 201 to 1265 code for a protein of 354 amino acids. The transcript has 4 exons. Lineage: Eukaryota; Fungi; Ascomycota; Dothideomycetes; Mycosphaerellales; Teratosphaeriaceae.